Messenger RNA from Aegilops tauschii subsp. strangulata, 1775 nucleotides. Its product is annotated as glutathione S-transferase U8. Gene Ontology annotation, molecular function: glutathione transferase activity. Gene Ontology annotation, cellular component: cytoplasm. Gene Ontology annotation, biological process: glutathione metabolic process. Lineage: Eukaryota; Viridiplantae; Streptophyta; Magnoliopsida; Poales; Poaceae. The record is from RefSeq and is a predicted model, not a curated record.
AGUUUUUGCUGCAUUGGAAAACAGUGAAUCCUAUUUGUCGCCCUUUGAGAUAAGAUGUCGGGGUAACACACACAUCAAGUGAAGUUGGCUGACCCAAAUAGCGCCAAGAGAAGUUGGGCUGGCCCAAAAGGCAUUUCCUGUUUGCACGGAUUUGGGAAGGCUUUGUGGAAGGUUUGCCGAGUAUUAAAAUGGUUUCUAGUAAAUUCUUGUUUGGGUUUUCAGUUGCUUUCUCUCUUAUAUUUUACAGGUUUAAUUCAUCCGUUUUUUACUUCGCUCUUGUAUUUUUUUCUUUUUCUUCAAAAAAAUGUUUCUGGAAUUUUGAAAUGUUCACUAUUUUCACACAAACUUUUGGAAAUUUUGAAAAAAUGUUGCAGGAGUUUUCAAAAUGUUUGGCUCCAGAGUAACUCCAUUGAACGGAAGCUUUAUAUAAAAUGGGCUUGAUUAUCCCAUGGCUGGCAUCAUCUCGAGGCGCUUACUUAAAUUUUUUAAAUACAUGCAUGUGUGGCUCCCGAGUAACUCCACUGAACCUGUACAGAUGCUUUCAGCCAAGAACAAGUUUAUUGGGAUGAGGAUCAAAUAGGUUUCUUUACACAUCUCAACUUUGGAAGGAAGCAGCUGAGUAGUUUCUCUCCCCAUCUUUACACAUCUCACCUUUCAAGAGAAGAUACCGCAACAAAGCAUCCCCUGACCCAUAUAAACAGUACCACCCAUUCAUAUCAGCCAGCAGUCACGGGCUUUGAGUUUAAGGUCCAGAAUUUGGAAGCAAAAAUGAGUGAGACGGUGAAGGUGAUGAGCACUUUUGGCAGCAUAUACGGCCAUCGUCCGGAGGUGGCCCUGAGGCUCAAGGGAAUACCUUACGAGCUGCUCCUGGAAGACCUGCCCAACAACAAGAGCGAGUUGCUGCUCACGCACAACCCUGUCCACAAACUGGUCCCCGUGCUCCUACACGGCGAUAAGUCCAUCUGCGAGUCGCUCAUCAUCGUCGAGUACAUCGACGAGGCCUUCGAGGGGCCGCGGCUGCUGCCGGCUGACCCCUACGAGAGGGCCACGGCCCGCUUCUGGGCGCAGUUCAUCGACCAAAAGUUUGCUAGGCCGUUCUGGAUGUCGAUAUGUAUGGCUGAUGGUGACAAGGAAGAGGAGGAGAACUUCUUGAAGGAAGCCAAGAAGAAUCUGCUGCUUCUCGAGGGGCAGCUCAAGGGGAACAGGUUCUUUGGAGGCAACUCCAUUGGCCUUGUGGACAUAGCUGCAAGUGGGUUAGCUCGCUGGCUUGGAGCCUUCGAAGAGAUCUCCGGGGUUAAUCUACUCACAGAUGAACAGUUCCCUGCUCUGUGCCGCUGGGCGAAAGAAUAUGCCGGCGAUGAGCGUGCUAAGGAGUGCCUGCCGAACAUGGAUGAACUGGUCGCCAAGAUCACUGCAGUGAAGAAGAAGUUUCUAGCAAUGGCAGAGGUUCAGAAGUGAUCCAGUGUUAUCAGUGCGAGGAUAUCAUGGUUAUGACAUGAAUCAAUCGUAUGGACAUGUUAAUUUUUUUAUUUUUUUUUGCGGGGAGACAUGUUAAUUAAUGAUCAUGGUUUCCUGGGAGAAGGAACAAGCUACUGAAGUGUGGUGCCGGAUUUCUACAGAGUCCUAGUGUACUAUACUACGGUGUAAUUCCCAUUUGGUUGCAGUAACUUGUCUUGCUUUCUCAGAUCCAGAAAUCGGUAGAGACAUGGCAGAUUGUAUUUCUUUUUCAGUACAGGGUGCAGCCACCAUUACGAGCAAUCAAUAUUUCUUGUUAA